Messenger RNA from Xiphias gladius (swordfish), 2884 nucleotides. It is a transcript of the gene dlg4a, whose product is annotated as disks large homolog 4. The record is from RefSeq and is a predicted model, not a curated record. NCBI's taxonomy places the organism in Eukaryota, Metazoa, Chordata, Actinopteri, Istiophoriformes, Xiphiidae. Bases 12 to 2138 code for a protein of 708 amino acids. Gene Ontology annotation, biological process: postsynaptic neurotransmitter receptor diffusion trapping; chemical synaptic transmission; AMPA glutamate receptor clustering. Gene Ontology annotation, cellular component: postsynaptic density membrane; neuromuscular junction; neuron projection. Gene Ontology annotation, molecular function: kinase binding. The transcript is spliced from 20 exons.
ACGCCAAAAAGAUGGGCUGCCGGUUCCUCAACAAUGUGCGGAAAGCCAAGAAUCAUCGACAUCAUAAGAUGGGAAAUACUCCGCCAGUGGUGGUGAACACUGACACGCUCGACGGCUCCCCAUAUGUGAAUGGGACAGAAGGGGAAAUCGAGUAUGAGGAAAUCACACUGGAGAGAGGUAACUCAGGCCUGGGCUUCAGCAUUGCAGGGGGAACGGACAACCCCCAUGUGGGCGACGACCCCAGCAUCUUCAUCACCAAAAUCAUACCUGGAGGAGCCGCGGCUCAGGAUGGACGGCUGAGUGUGAACGACUGCAUCCUGUUUGUGAAUGAUGUUGAUGUGAGGGAGGUGACACACAGCCAAGCUGUGGAGGCUCUUAAGGAGGCAGGUGCUAUCGUCCGCCUCUACGUUCUCCGCAGAAAACCAGCAGCUGAGAAAGUCACUGAAAUCAAACUCAUCAAAGGGCCUAAAGGAUUGGGUUUCAGCAUUGCUGGAGGGGUGGGAAACCAGCACAUACCUGGCGAUAACAGUAUCUAUGUCACCAAGAUCAUUGAAGGCGGCGCGGCACAUAAAGAUGGGCGUCUGCAGAUUGGGGACAAGAUCUUAGCGGUGAACAACGUGUGUCUGGAGGAUGUGAUGCAUGAGGAUGCGGUGGGGGCUCUGAAGAACACAGCCGAGGUGGUGUACCUCAGGGUGGCCAAGCCCAACAACCUGUUCCUGACCAACUCCUACAACCCUCCAGACCUCACCAGCACAUAUUCCCAUAUGGAUACUGAACUCAGCCACCCCAACUAUCUUGGGUCAGAUUACCCACAAGCCCUCACUCCCACCUCACCUAGUCGGUUUUCUCCUGUCCUGCAUGGCAUGAUGGGAGAUGAUGAUAUCCCCAGGGAGCCUCGCAGAGUUUUGAUCCACCGAGGCUCCACAGGUCUGGGAUUCAACAUUGUUGGAGGAGAGGAUGGAGAGGGAAUCUUCAUCUCCUUCAUCCUGGCAGGAGGGCCAGCUGACCUCAGUGGAGAGCUGCACAAGGGCGAUCAGAUCCUCAGUGUGAACGGCGUGGACCUGCGCAUGGCCACACACGAACAGGCAGCUGCAGCGCUCAAGAACGCUGGCCAGACAGUGACCAUCAUCGCUCAGUACCGACCCGAUGAAUACAGUCGUUUCGAGGCUAAGAUCCAUGACUUAAGGGAACAGCUGAUGAACAGCAGCAUGGGCUCUGGGACCACGACGCUAAGGAGCAACCCAAAGCGAGGCUUCUACAUCAGGGCUCUUUUUGACUAUGACAAGACCGCGGACUGUGGCUUCCUCAGUCAAGCAUUGGGCUUCAAGUUUGGGGAUGUGCUGCAUGUGUUGGACUGCGGAGACGAGGAGUGGUGGCAGGCCCGUAAAGUCAGCCCCCAGAAUGAGGCUGAAGAGGUUGGCUUCAUCCCCAGCAAGCACAGGGUGGAAAGAAAAGAGUGGUCUCGUGUUAACACCAAAGAGAGGGUAAAUAGCUUGGGCACUCAAGGGAGAGAUAAAACAUCACACAGUUAUGAGACAGUCACCCAAGUGGAAGUUCAUUAUGCGAGGCCCAUCAUCAUUCUGGGACCUGUGAAGGACAGGAUAAAUGAUGACCUAUUGUCUGAGUUCCCUGAUAAGUUUGGAUCUUGUGUCCCACACACCACGCGGCCCAAGAGGGAAUAUGAGGUGGAUGGACGGGACUAUCAUUUUGUGUCGUCACGGGAACAGAUGGAGAAGGACAUCCAGAGCCAUCGGUUCAUCGAAGCAGGCCAGUACAACAGUCACCUGUACGGCACCAGUGUCCAGAGUGUCCGUGAGGUGGCUGAGCAGGGGAAACACUGCAUCCUAGAUGUAUCGGCCAAUGCUGUGCGCAGACUACAAGCGGCUCAGCUUCAUCCCAUCGCCAUCUUUGUCCGGCCCAAGUCACUGGAGAAUGUCCUAGAGAUCAACACUCGCCUGACAGAGGAGCAGGCCAGGAAAGGAAUGGACCGAGCUCUCAAACUAGAGCAAGACUUCCUAGAGUGUUUCUCAGCUGUCGUGGAAGGGGACAGCUUUGAAGAGGUCUAUCACAAAGUAAAGACAGUGAUUGAGGAGCAAUCAGGGCCUUACAUCUGGAUCCCCACUCGGGAGAGGCUGUGAUGCUGCACCCGCCCAACCGCCCCUCCUAAACAUCCACCAACCGACACCACCCUUCACCCUCACAGCCAAGCCAGCCUCGCCUGCCUGUCUGUCCUCCAGCAAAGUCAGUGCUUAGGCAAUCACUGAGAAUAACACAGAGAGACAAAUGCAUACUAAGACAAACACAGAAACAGAGACAAACACAGGAAGUGACACAGCGAGGCAAAGAGUGAUACCAAAAAAGAGACUUUGAGACAGAUGUGAAGACAGUGAUGUGUAAUUAGACUGAAAGAGACUGAGAGAAAAGACUUAAUCAGUAUUCCACUUUAAUGAGGCAGGACUGAGUAUUAAAGCCCUGUUCACACUUACCACUAAAAUGCAUCUCGGCCACAGGUGGACAGCUCUAAAUACAGCUGUGACUGCACCCAUAAGGUGGAAUGCUAAUGUCCCAAACACAGUGGAUUUAGCAAUGCCAGACAACUUAGUGUGUAAUGUGUGCUUUUUCUGUUUAGAGGCAGUUGCAGUUUCCCGACAGAUAAAAUCAUAUGCGAAGCGGAACCCAAUCAUAAGUGAUUACUUGAGAGAUUUCUGAUGCAUUUUGAUAGGUGUGAACUACAGUCCAUGUCAUCUGGAUCUAGACACAAUCUGGAUAUACCUGGACAUGAAAGACAUUAGGUCUGAGCAGGGCUUGAAAGAGAGUAGAGGGUGACCCAGCAGGGACCGACCCUGAGGUAGUAUUAAGACCACCUCACCCUCCCCAUCCCCCG